UUUUGCCACAAUUUUAUUAAAAAUUAUCACAAAGAGAUAAAUUUUUUUUCGUUUUGGCAUCACUGCUCAUAUGUAAAUGGAGAAACGAAGAAAACAACGUGACAGAGUUGCGACGCGCACGUUCGACAACGAAAUCAACCAAAUAAACUGAACAACGAAAUCAACGACAGAAACAGAGUCAGCGCAUCUCGUAUUAUUACGAGCUUGUUUGUUUGUUUGUUUGUUUACAUUUUUCUCGAUGACUACAAAGUAUUAGUAACAAAAAACGUAAAUGUGUGCAGAAAACAGUAUUGUUACACGUGCGGACAUUACUAGGAUAUACUGUACUUGAUCCGGGAAAUUGUGCAUAUAGGCGAUUGAUUUUUACAUAAUUUCUAAAUGAAUAGCGCUUUGCACUGACCGCCGCUCAUUUUAAUUGUUUCGUUUUGUGCGUGCAUUUUCCACAUUUUCUGUGGUGUACCUAGAUACACUGGAGUUAUUAAAAAAAAAAAAUUGUUGUUGAACGAGUUCUUGCGAAUAUUAUAAAUUUGCGGCGUGGGGCAGAACUGUGUAGUAGUGGCGAAGGAGACGAUGAUAUGGCGAAUAUGAAGGUGGAGCUCAAUUUGGAGGCACAUAAACCGAUGCAAAAUCCUCGAGUAACUGUAGCUUUCGAUAAUAAGCGUACGGAUGUAGAGCAAGUAAAUGAAAAUGGGACACAAACGGGAACAUAUAUAACAAGGGCCAAAAUGAAUCCUGCCAAGAGUGAUAAUGAAAAGCGAAGACGCAAAGACGUAAUGCGAAAGAUAUCGAACAUCUUCAAAAAAUGCGAAUCAUUGCUGACAGCAGAAGAUCGGCAAUUGUGUGAAAAAAACCCGGAUAUUGUUAAGCAAAUAAAGAAACGCAAAGAACGAGUUGAAAUUUACAAGGACCGCAUCGUUGAAAAGGAAGACGAACCGCAUGUUAUCGAAGCAAAAGUAGAAGAGUUGGCUGCGAUAAUAUCGCAGUCGAAGCACUUGAUUUGCUACACUGGCGCAGGAAUCAGCACAUCCGCUUUAAUACCAGAUUACCGUGGCAGUAAAGGAAUUUGGACACUGUUGCAGAAAGGCGAAGAUAUUGGCGAACAUGAUUUAUCAGCAGCAAAUCCCACAUACACUCAUAUGGCACUCUAUGAAUUACAUCGACGCCGACUUUUACGUUACGUUGUUUCGCAAAACUGCGAUGGGCUGCAUUUGCGGUCCGGCUUACCGCGAGCUUCUUUAUCUGAAAUACACGGUAACAUGUACAUGGAGGUAUGUAAACAUUGUAAAUCCGGUCCGGCGGUAUAUUGGCGACUAUUCGACACCACAGAAAUUACGGCGCGUUAUUGCCACAAAACAAAUCGCCUUUGUCACCACUGUUCGGAACCGCUCUAUGAUACUAUUGUGCAUUUCGGUGAGCGCGGAAACCUUAAAUGGCCUUUAAAUUGGGCAGGCGCUUGCCAUCAUGCGGAGAAAGCCGAUGUCAUAUUGUGUUUGGGAUCUAGCUUAAAGGUGCUAAAAAAAUACACAUGGUUGUGGCAAAUGGAUCGCCCAGCGAAACAACGUGCAAAGAUAUGUAUUGUCAAUUUGCAAUGGACACCAAAAGAUAGUAUUGCGGCAAUAAAAAUUAAUGGAAAAUGCGAUCGCGUCAUGGAAAUGUUAAUGCGUGCACUCAAUAUAACUGUGCCGAUAUACACCAAGGAGAAGGAUCCAAUUUUUUCGCACGCUUCACUGCUCAUGCCCGAAGAGCUGCACACAUUAACACAGCCUCUGCUAAAGCGCGGUGGUGAAGAUGUCGAUAAGGAUACUGAGACAGCCGAAGAUGAGCAUGACACAUGUACUAGUGCGACUGAGGAAACCUUGGACUCGAUUAUGUCUGGCGACAGUGGUGCAGAUUUGCCAAUAGGCAAAGGACCACGGAUACGAACGCCUUUAAAAAAUAGUACGCGCAUAAAAACCAAUCUUGAAUUGAAAUACAAGAUACCGCGCAUGGAAAUUGCAAGUGAAGCGCAGAGUUGUGAAGACGAUGGUAGAAGCGAAAGGAGCGACAACAGUUUUAAGGAAGUAACGAGAAAAGGCGUAAGAAAUGAAACGAAAAUCAAAAGCGAACAGCGAGUGGAUAAGCCUAAUGCAGACGGAAUACGUAUUAGUAUAAAAGAGGAAUGUGGUCCUUACACAAAUAUUUCGGGGCAGGUUGAGCAAAUGGACAUAACUGAAAGUCAUUGUGCGAACAUGCCGGAAGAAAAACGACUUAAGGUCGAGUGUAUUAAGGAGGAGGAAAUGCAGAAAACUUAUAGUGAGCUAAAAUGGGAGAACACUAAGACAGAAGCUAUUGCAACUAGUCCUAUAAAAGCUGAGUCUAACAACUAUACUUUAAAAACCUUCUCUGAUUUAAAUCUGCCAUUAACAGCAUCUGUGGAUACGGUUACGACGAUUGAGUCUAAAAUUAAAUUGGAAAUGAUUUCUAACGAUUAUAUUGCAACAAUGCCGAGUAUGGAGUCAACUCCCAUACAGCCUAGAGCGAAAAUAGUGUUGAGCUCAAAUUUGCCCAGCGAAAAUAUACCUUCGAACACAAACGACUGCAAGGAUGUUUUAACCAAUCUAAACUCUCUUAAAACAGAAAUUGAUGAAGUGAAAAUUGAAAAUAUAGUCGAGAUUAAAUCCGAAAUUCCCAUUGGAAUGCCUGCUCUGGUGCCCAUUAGGCAAACUUUAUUAUCGACUCAAAAGACACCCAAUGCGGAGGUGAAGCCUAAAGUUGACCAAAAUGAUACAUUCAACAGUGAUUCACAUAGAACGCUGGAGGCCAUUGAUAAUGUUGUUAAUUCCGAUGAAGAUGAGUCGAGUUGUGAGAAUGUUGUUGCGCAAAUGGAUAUACUGAAAUUGGCAAAAAAGAGGACAAUGAAUGGGAGCAACAAUGGUGCGCAACGCUACUGGCUAUUGCGAAAAUUGCCCUGCUGGUACGACGUCAAGUACGCUUAUUCAGGUUUGCAUAGUAUUGUGUAUCCGCCACCAGCUGAUUUGAAUAUUUGGAACUAUCAAGUAAUACCAAUAUUUUCCAUGAAUCGUGCUGCAGCCGAAUGCGAAUUCUGCUUUGAUAAUUAUGCCGAAUUUGAGUGUCAAUUCUAUCGGAAAUGGCAUCUCAAUGAACGCAAACACAAGAAACGCGCACGCAACGGGCGCUUUGUAGUGUGCGAAUGCUGUUCAUAUUCCGAUCAAGACGAUGAUGAUUACGAUGAGAAUAUCUCGUUAGCACAUAUAGCAGCAGCUGAGACGGCAAAGCGACAAAUGCAGUUAAGUAACACUUUUCCGCGCAAAUUGGCGCGCACGCAAGCGGGCUGGUACGGCAAGGGCUAUAGGAAAGCGAGGCGACGUAAAUAACGCGCUGUAUCGUAAGUCUGAUUUUGUUUUUUAUGAGAACAAGUGAUUUACUAUAUAUAAGGCAGCAGAGUGCCAUUUUUGGUAACCACACAAAACUUUUUAGUAUUCAUUAACUAUGAUGAAAUGUACAAGUAUUUCUAUUUAAGUUUUAUAGCUUUGAUGCAUUUCUGUGUAUUAUUAAAAUCUAUUCUACUUUUCGUGGAGUGGAGAGAUAAUCUUUCAAAUUAUUUCGAUUAUUGCGCAUUUAAUUAAAAUUUGUAAAAGCGUAUUUAAUAACUUUAAUAUAAGAUGCAAUGUACUGAAAUUUUUUUAUCGAACGAGAUUCAUAACACUUAGUAGAUACAUAGGCAUACGCCCGUUCAUAAAAAAAAUAUUUGUAAUACAGAUGUAAUUGUCUUUCUUUACGUACAAUUGACGCUGACAAAAUCUCUCAAGCAGCGCGCUAGAAUGUAAGAUUGGUAAAUUUGUUAAAUAAAAAAUGGUAAGAACAUAAAUUAUAAAGAAAAAAUAAACGCUGACAUGGAAAUACUCUCA
This is a messenger RNA of Anastrepha obliqua, 3908 nucleotides long. It is a transcript of the gene Sirt7, whose product is annotated as NAD-dependent protein deacetylase Sirt7. The record is from RefSeq and is a predicted model, not a curated record. The transcript has 2 exons. Gene Ontology annotation, molecular function: NAD+ binding. Lineage: Eukaryota; Metazoa; Arthropoda; Insecta; Diptera; Tephritidae. Bases 576 to 3374 code for a protein of 932 amino acids.